AUGUACACCAAGGUCUUCACCGCGGCCGUUGCCGUCCUCUCCUUCGCCUCAGUCGAAGCCGCCAUCCUUCCACGCGCAACUAUCACGCCUGGAACCGUCGUCCUCCCCGAAGUCAUCUUCAACCCAGGCGAGCUGACAGACCCGCUCUACACCGCGCUGAACAUCCUCCGCGGCGACAUCCUCAAGACCACGACCUUAGCCGGCGACCUCACAAAGACCGUCGGAACAACAGUAAAGGAUAGAACCGACCAAGUCAACGCUGUCAUCCGCCAAGUAACAAGCAACACGAACAGCAUCCGCACCAGAGUCGGCACAGUCGUCGGCAACCUCCUAGGCGUCGUCCCCUCAGGCCUCCCCGCCCCGUCCGCGACCUCCGCCGCGCCCCCCUCCGUGCCCACGGCCGAAGUCGUCCGGAUCGCCCAGGACGUCGUCCUCCAGGCCCAGCUGCUCGCCCGCCAGGCCACCGCCCAGCUGCAGAACCUCCAGGCCCAGGCCAACGCCGUCGCCGACCCCGUCUCCAAGGCCGCCUACACCCUCGCCUACACGCAGGCCAACCUGGCGCUGCAGAUCGCGCUCAGCACCGUUGCUGCCUCGGCGUCGACUGCGCUUACGGCCGUGGCGAACGCUGCUGGUAAUGCCAAUGGUCUUGCUGAGCGUAUUCGCAACAUUCAGGCCAAGCUGAACCCUGUUCUCGUUGUUGGUGUCACUCCUGAUGUUACCUUUUAA
Messenger RNA from Colletotrichum phormii, 726 nucleotides. RefSeq lists its product as uncharacterized. NCBI's taxonomy places the organism in Eukaryota, Fungi, Ascomycota, Sordariomycetes, Glomerellales, Glomerellaceae. The coding region runs from base 1 to 726 and encodes 241 amino acids. The transcript has 2 exons. The record is from RefSeq and is a predicted model, not a curated record.